AUGCAGUGGCAGACGUGUGUGUUACUGCUGUGUGUGACGGCCAUAUUGGCGGACGACGAAUGGCGGGAAGUGAAUACUGUACAAGGGCCUGUGCGCGGGCGGAAGCAUCCCACGGAGGAUAUAUACACAUUUUACAAUAUACCUUACGCCACAGCUCCUGUCGGUGUCGACAAGUUCAAGGCACCUCUCCCCCCGCCGGUAUGGUUAGAGUCGUAUGAAGCCGUAGAUGAACAAGUCAUUUGUCCUCAACCUGCACUCCCAUUUCAAGAUCUCGAAAUAAAAAAUGAAUUACCUUUAGUGAAACAAGAAAAUUGUCUGAUUGCUAAUGUUUAUGUGCCAAACACAAACAAGAAGAAUCUUUCUGUCUUAGUGUAUGUUCAUGGAGGAGGUUUUGUUACAGGAUGGGGGGAAUUAUUUAAAGCCACACAGUUAUUAAAGAAAAAAGAUAUUAUUGUCGUCACCUUCAACUAUCGACUAGGUGUCCAUGGCUUCCUUUGUCUCGGUACUGAAGAUGCGCCAGGCAAUGCUGGAAUGAAGGACCAAGUAGCAUUGCUGCGUUGGGUACAGAAGAAUAUCGCCAGCUUUGGUGGUAACCCCGAUGACGUCACAAUCAUAGGUUACAGUGCGGGAUCCGCAUCAGUAGACUUGUUAAUGCUCUCUGAAUCUACUGAAGGAUUGUUCCACAGAGUUAUACCAGAAAGUGGUGGAAACCUGGCCGCCUUUUCAAUUCAAAGAGACCCUGUAGAGAUUGCCAAAACAUUCGCUAGACAACUUAACUUUACUAACGUAGAUAAUAUUUAUGCUCUUGGAGAGUUCUACAAGACGGCUCCUUUAGAAUUGUUGACGUCAGAUCCAUUUAUUGAUAGGACUGAUUCUACUUUAAUGUUCUCUCCAUGUGUGGAACGCAAUAUGGGAGGAGAAACAUUCCUGACAGAAUCUCCACUGACCAUAUUAAAGAACGGCAAAUACAAGAAAUUACCAAUGUUGUAUGGUUUCGCUAAUAUGGAGGGAUUGUUUCGUGUUAAUUUUUUCCCGUUGUGGAAGCAGAAGAUGAAUGACAAAUUUUCUGAUUUCCUGCCCGCUGACUUAAGAUUUGAAUCUGAAGAAGAAAGGGAAGACGUAGCAAAUAAAGUUAAGAGGUUUUAUUUUGGUGAUGAACCCGUCAGUGAAGAUAAUAUUGUAGAAUACGUGAAUUUUUUUACGGAUGUUAUGUUUGCACAUUCAAUGCUCUGGGCAACAAAAUUGCAAGUAGAGGCGGGCAACAAUCAAAUUUAUUUGUAUGAAUACUCAUUUGUUGACGAAGACGUUCCUGAAGUGCCACACACUAACAUAAGAGGUGCUACCCACUGCGCUCAGUCGAUGGCCAUAUUGGAUGGUAAAAAUUUGACACAUACAAGUCAUACAGAUGAGUCAUUUGCAACUCCUGAGUUUCAGAAAAUGAAGAAGACAAUGCGGGAAAUUUGGUAUAACUUUAUUAAAACUGGAAAACCUGUGCCUGAAGGGUCUUCAUUGCCUGCGUGGCCCGCUGCCAGUGCCAACAGGUCGCCAUAUAUGUCCUUAGAUCAGAAGAUAGAGCUGCGUGGAGUACUGCUAGAAGAACGUACACGCUUCUGGGAAGACAUCUACCAGAAACACUACCUGGAGCCUGUACCACCACCAACACCUCCACCUAAACCACGCUCUGAAUUAUAA
Molecule: messenger RNA, 1692 nt
Organism: Spodoptera littoralis (African cotton leafworm)
Lineage: Eukaryota; Metazoa; Arthropoda; Insecta; Lepidoptera; Noctuidae
Source: the annotation of a GenBank genome assembly